GCUAGUCUUACCUAUAGGGCAUAGGAGGUCGACUACCUAGGCUUCUUAAACUUCCAACCCUUCCUUUGGGGCCCGUCCGAUCAUCUUGAGAAAUGCUGCCUGCCCUCGUGCAGCAGGCCCGUAUCCAUGGGCUUGCUACUCGUCUGCCACGCAUCGCCGCGGCUGUUCGAGGGUUUGCCAGCCAGCCAACUGAGAUGACUGUACGUGACGCGUUGAACUCGGCGCUCGACGAAGAGCUGGCUCGCGACGAUAAGGUCUAUAUCCUGGGCGAGGAGGUCGGAGAGUAUCAGGGUGCCUACAAGAUCACCAGGGGUCUUCUCCAAAAGUACGGCGCGGACAGGGUAAAGGACACGCCAAUCACUGAGGCGGGAUUCACGGGCAUCGCCGUUGGCUCGGCGUUUGCCGGGCUCCGACCAGUUUGCGAGUUCAUGACAUGGAACUUCGCGCUGCAAGCCAUCGACCAGAUCAUCAACUCCGCUGCCAAAACGCUGUACAUGUCAGCCGGUCAAAUCAACUGCCCCAUCGUGUUCCGCGGCCCCAACGGCGCCGCUGCGGGUGUAGCGGCUCAGCACUCGCAGUGCUUUGCCUCCUGGUACAGCUCCGUACCCGGCCUCAAGGUGCUGGCCCCCUACGACUCGGAGGACGCUCGCGGGCUGCUCAAGGCCGCCAUCCGCGACCCCGACCCGGUGGUGUUCCUGGAGAACGAGAUCCUGUACGGACAGAGCUUCCCUGUGACCCCGGAGGUGCUGGACAAGGACUUCACCAUCCCCAUCGGCCGCGCCAAGGUGAUGCGCGCCGGCAGCCACGUGACGCUGGUGUCCUUCUCCAAGAUGGUGGGCUACUGCCUGCGCGCGGCGGAGCAGCUGGCGGAGCAGGGAGUGGAGUGCGAGGUGAUCAACCUGCGCUCCAUCAAGCCGCUGGACCGCGACACGCUGCUGGCCUCGCUGCGCAAGACGCACCGCAUGGUGGUGGUGGAGGAGGGGUGGCCGCAGUGCGGGGUGGGCAGCGAGGUGGCGGCGGUGAUGAUGGAGAUCGGGUUCGACGAGCUGGAUGCACCGGUGCUGCGGGUGACGGGUGCCGAGGUGCCCAUGCCCUACGCGGCCAACCUGGAGGCGGCGGCGCUGCCCCAGAUCUCCGACAUCGUCAAGGCGGUCAAGAGCAUUGUGUAAUAAAGGGGUGCUGGUGGUGGUGCGGAAGGAAGAAGCAUAUGAGCAUGGUGAUGAGGGAGGAAUGGGGAGUAGGGAAGGGGGGAAAUGGCGGGGCUGUUGGCCGUCUGUGUAUAAGAGGUAUACGAGGUACUUCUAGGUGUUGUUGCUGCAGCUGCUGUGGCACGGUGGCGUCGGAGCGGUAUCUCGGAGGGUGGUGCGGACGGGGGAGGAGUGUGAUCCGUUGCUGCUCUCUUCUUUGCGGUUUGAGCGAGUGUUCACUCGGCAAUGCCGCGGCGGACUCCUGCUAAUGAUUCGGCGGCCGUGGCUGAUGCUGCUUCUGCUAGCAGGGAAUGUUGGGCUCGCGCAAUUCGUCGUCGUCGGGGAGAGAGGCAUCCUGUGGGGCGGGGGGUUCCUAUGGAGGGUAGUACGAGGGGAUGUGUCAUUGUUUUCUGCCUCGAAGCGUUUUGUGUCUGUUUCUUGUUAUUGCUUUGGCACAGCUGUUUGGCGACCUGGCCGCUGCGGGGUUUGCUGUGCAUGUGCGGCUAUGCAGCUGCUGGGAGGUGACAGGUUAGCCUCCUCGAGUUUGGCUGUGGUUGGGCUGCAUGUCCAGAAGAGGUACGGUAGUAGCGACCCACUUUUGCAGAUUGCAGUUUGGGUUUCUCGUAUGAAGAAGAUGGCGAAGAAGAGGAAGAGGAACAGUUGCUUUUGGCUGGCUCGUAAACCGUAUGUGGGCGCUGUGUGUACGUUCGUUGGCGUGUACGUUACCUUACUUUGAUUGUGUGUAAAAUAGGUAUUCCUGUGAUGGCGGUGGCGGUGGGUUCAUGGGUAUAGUCCUGGUGGCAUGCAGCUCGCGGCUCGGGCACGUGUGUCCAGGAAACUCGCCGCGGGUAGGAACGUACGGGCACGUGCGUGAAUAGUGUUUGCAAGGAACACUGGCGGUGUGGCGGGUGUGGGUGUUGUGCUCAGUUGUUGUGGCGGGACGUGGAAGAGGGGUUGGCGGGAGGGGAUGUAGGCGCUGCUUCUAAGGCUGCGGAGCUGUUUGGCCGAGCUCCUCUGCCCGCGUGUCCCACCAAAUGGCGGAUGAGCCUGUGAUGGUGUGGAUCAUCGCUGGCGUUUUGCCCGCGGCGCAGGUGGUUGUUUUCAAGGCGGCAGGACGUGACAAUGAUGUUGCACGACAUAGGAUUGGUUGUUGGGCUGGCGCUUGGAAGCAACGGCACGUGUACACC
This is a messenger RNA of Astrephomene gubernaculifera, 2374 nucleotides long. The record is from the annotation of a GenBank genome assembly. NCBI's taxonomy places the organism in Eukaryota, Viridiplantae, Chlorophyta, Chlorophyceae, Chlamydomonadales, Astrephomenaceae.